ACUCGGCCAUCUACUAGAACUUUCCUUCCAUCUCUUUCGUACAAAAUCAGAGAAACCAUAAACAUAUAUUUCUAAAAAAAAUCCUCAAAAUAAUCCAUACAAAUAAAUAGACACUUAAAACCACAUUUCGAUCAUUCAUCCUAGCACUUUGGGUUUUCGAUCAUCUCCCCAAAUUUGCCUGAAUUUCCCCGCUUUUUCAUUUCAAAGAGUUUAGAAGAUAAAAGAAAAUGCAGGGCGGCAGAGGCGGAAGGGAUCCAUUCUUUGAAUUUGGUGGUGAUCCCUUUGGUGGUUUUGGGGGUCAUAAAAGUUUACUAUCCAAUUUCUUUAAUGGAAGGGACCCUUUUGAUGAUCCUUUCUUCACACGUCCUUUUGAUAGAAUGUUUGAAUCAAGCUUCUUUGGCCCUGGUCAUAAUCCUUUCCCUGAUAUGCACCCAUCUGGGUUCAUUGAACAACAAGCCCCAGAGCCAAAACGACCAAGCGGUCCUAUUAUCCAAGAAUUAGAUUCUGAUGAUGAAAAAGAGAUGAAAGAAAAUUCCAGAAAACAUGGUAGGUCUAAGGAUGAACCUCAUGUCGAGGUACCAGAUGAUGAAACUGAACAAUCUGAGAGAAGGAAUGGGCAUUUGCAGUAUAUGAAUGGCUAUAAUGGUUCAUAUCAACGACAGCAGCAACCACCUCAAACUCGUAGCUUUACGUUUCAAAGCUCCACCGUUACGUAUGGUGGUGCUAAUGGGGCUUACUAUACUUCAUCCAAAACAAGGAGGAGUGGAAGUGAUGGGAUUACCUUUGAAGAAAGCAAAGAAGCUAACACAGCUACAGGUCAAGCAAGCCACCGGGUUUCAAGGGGACUUCAUGACAAGGGUCAUUCGGUUACGAGAAAGCUGAAUUCGGAUGGUAGGGUGGAAACAAUGCAGGCCUUGCACAAUUUGAAUGAAGAUGAGCUUUCUGGUUUUGAAGAAGCUUGGAAUGGAAAUGCUAGAAAGCAUUUGCCUGGCUGGUCUGGAAGUUCUAAUGUCCAUGAUGCAACAGGGACAAGUUGGGGUCAGAAUGGGCAAGCAAGUCAUGGAGGAUGGGCACUUCCUUCUACCGAGCGUUCUCAGCAGUCGGGAAAAGCAAUGAUGGAUGCCAAAGACAGUGCAGGGCCAUCACGCGGCCAGAAUUCUACAAAGGCGAAAGGUUUGGGAGCCCUUAAAGAUAAGAUUUCUCAGACACUAGGGAAGAAAAAGAACCAAGUUUGAACUUUGAAGCACUGAGUUGAUCAUCUAGAGAGUUUAUAUUGUGUUCUCUCAUAUAACAUAUCAACAUGCCCUUUUUUGGACAUAACUACCUAUCUAGUUCUUCAGUUUUCAGACCAUCGAUAGCAUAUCUUGGUCAUGUGUCUGUUUCUGUAGUACAAGACCUUUUGGUGUUGUGGUGGUUAAUGCAGAGAGGUAUAGACAAUUUCUGCAAAUGGACACCCUUUUAGGUUGUGUAUGGAUAUUACAACAUUAUAAUAUGGAUUUUUUAAUGCAUAAAACUUUGCCUUUUCA
Molecule: messenger RNA, 1526 nt
Organism: Gossypium raimondii (Peruvian cotton)
Lineage: Eukaryota; Viridiplantae; Streptophyta; Magnoliopsida; Malvales; Malvaceae
Exons: 6
Coding region: 228-1235 (335 amino acids)
Source: RefSeq, a predicted model, not a curated record